AUGGGAGCAACAGAUAGCAAACUUGCUUUUCGAAAAGGAGUUUUUAGAUUAUUUGAAGAACGUAAUAUUCCUGCCUCCGAUGAAUACUGGUCUCAGUUUUGGCUUCUUCCCGAGUCAGCUGACGACGUUUUCUCUCUCGUGGGGGCUUCUGACAUUAGACGCGUAAGAGACCACGCGAGAGAGAAUUUGGAGACGCUUAUAUAUAAGGUUAUUGACCGCCUAUUUCGUAUCGUACGAGCGCCGGAUUUUCCAUCAUCACAAAACUCGACAAGUCAACUUCUUAAUUAUCUUCAAACACAAUUAUUAUUUAAUAUUAACGCAAAAGAUUCAAGUGAAAGAUCAACCAUUAACAAGAAAUUAAAAAGCAUAGAAAUGAGAACAGAAGCUAAAGAAACUGAACCUCAAUUAUCUUCGCCCCUCGGAGAACGAUUAUUAUCAAUGAUAAUUGAUCUCUUAUUUUUAUCCGGUUUUACGUUACCGACAAACAUCGCCACGGAAACACGAGUAAAUUACGUGAUUUGGGAAACUGGAGUAGGUUCCACAAUACCCAUUGGCUCGACAAAAGAAUACGAUUUGAAUAAAACUGAAACUCUGCGACUUUUGUUGGUUCUUCUUUCCAAAUCGAUGUAUUUAUCAGGAGGUAAAUUUAUGGCCAAAGAAAGCAAAUGUCUAAAAUUUUUAGCACUUAAAUCGGAACGUAAAGUUGUUUUGGCAUUGCUAUGCAGUUUAUUAAACACAGCGGUGAAGUAUAAUCCUGCAGGAUGGGGUGUUCCAUACAACUACAUGGUAUUCGCUGAUGCACGUGAAACGCUUGUCACUUUGUGCUUGCAAGUACUGUUAGUUCUAUUAGAUUACAGAGCACCAGCAAACCGUGUUAACACGGAUCCUAUUACGGGAGAAGUACCUAAAAGAGUUGCUUCGAUAGAAACUACCAAUAAUGAAGCACCAUUUCAUCCCUUGAGCCCUACCUCUUCUAGCCCUUUGGAAACACCGACUCCCCGAACAAGAAAUUCUCAUCAGCAAGAUGAUGCAAGCAACGCAGGAUUUUCAGUUUCUAAUGGAUGGCAUUUAUCGUAUUUUGAGCAAUCCUAUGCAAGUGAGUUUAUAAUGGUCGACCACGCAAAUAAUACGUAUUUACCUGGUUCUGCGAAGCCAAUUCGGUGUCAUCCGGAGAUGUUGAUGCUUUGUUGGAAGCUAUUAGAAAUUAAUAAAAGAUUUCGUACAUAUUUAUUGGAAACUGAUAGAGUUUUGGAUGUAUUGAUUGUGUUAUUAUAUUAUGCUUUAGAAAAUAAACAAGAUCUAGCUCAAAGCGGCUUAGUGCGUAUGUGCGCUUUCAUACUACAAACUAUAUCUGCUGAUCGUAAUUUUGGUGUCAAAUUAAACAAAACCUUUGAAGGCCACAGCUCGUUACCUAGCAAUGUUCGCAUUGCUGCGUUUCAUGGCACUUACGCAGAUUUUAUGAUUAUUUCAAUCUAUGCGUUAAUAUCUACUACGCGCGGAACUUUGCAUUCUCUUUAUCCAGCAUUAAUCCUAACCAUCGCAAACGUAUCGCCUUAUUUGAAAAAUUUGUCAGUUGUAACCUCUACCAAACUAGUGCAAUUGUUUGUAUCAUUUUCCACGCCGGGAUUCUUGUUAUCCGAAGAAGGAAAUCACCGCUUGACUGGGUACAUGUUGGAAGCAUUCAAUAAUAUUAUCCAGUAUCAGUUUUCAGAUAAUCCGCAUGUAAUAUACGCCAUUGUAAGAACCCAUAAAAAGUUUGAAGAUCUUGCGGAAUUCACAUUGGCAAAAGGUUUACUAGAAAUAAAACGGAUUCAAGCAGCCAAAGAAGAACGAAGAAAACAAGCACGUGGAUCAACAAAACAGGUGGUAGAAUCUGACACUAAAUCUCUAUCAUCCUCAACACCAUCAUCACCUCUCUCUCAAGACGCGGGAACCACAAAACCUUCUUCAAGAUCCGACAGUAUUAACAGUCGACAGCACGGUAGUAACGCGACACAUCAUAGCGAUGAACAUGACGAAUUUAAUGAGAAGGCAGAAUUAAUGCAUUCCUCUAUUCAUUCUGAUGAUAGUCAUGGUGGUGGCGACCACAAUCACAAUGAAAAUGAUAAUGAUGAAGGAUCUGGACAUUUAUCAGAGAAAGCACGUGGAAAGCUGCCAGAAGGGGUGAGUCCUGCUGACCGUAGGCAAAGCGGUGACAGUUCACGAAGUCAGAAUAUAAUUGUUCCACCAUUUGCAGUUGGAAAAUCCGGAUUCGUGCCAACAGAAGAUUGGGUAUCCUCGUGGCAUUCUAAUCUACCAUUGGGUACAAUAAUCAUCCUCCUAUCAGAGCUGGUGCCACAAGUUCAAUCACUAUGCGGCGCGCAAUCACACUCCUCCGAACAAGAAGUACUUGAAUUCCUCAGAUCAGUGACCCUUGUUGGGAUCUUACCACAGCCUCAGGCAGUGUCCCCGCAUCAUUUUUUAUGGUCGGAAGCGAGUGUUGUGUGGUUCUCGAGUCUCUUAUGGGGUCAAAUAUAUCUGGCCGGAUCGAAUUUGGGUGUAUUUAAUGGAACGCAGGUGAAACUUUUCUUGAUAAAAACUACGAUUAAAGAGGAUAGGAUUAAGAAUGCAUUAGGGACUGCGGUGGGUGGAGUUCAAGGUGUUAUUGGUCGAAUUACUACUGCGACUCAUACACCACCAGCAACGGAUGCAAGUUCUAAUUCCAUCUCUAAUACCAACGGUCCUGCUAAUAAUCCUACAGUUAAUCCUACCGCUUCAUGA
Ambispora leptoticha is the source of this 2760-nucleotide messenger RNA. The record is from the annotation of a GenBank genome assembly. Lineage: Eukaryota; Fungi; Glomeromycota; Glomeromycetes; Archaeosporales; Ambisporaceae.